Molecule: messenger RNA, 3158 nt
Organism: Exophiala dermatitidis NIH/UT8656
Lineage: Eukaryota; Fungi; Ascomycota; Eurotiomycetes; Chaetothyriales; Herpotrichiellaceae
Exons: 3
Coding region: 813-2639 (608 amino acids)
Cellular component (GO): nucleus; cytoplasm
Molecular function (GO): mRNA binding
Source: RefSeq, a predicted model, not a curated record
CUGUCAACAGGAAGCUGCGGUGCUGUUACGAAGAGGACGCCGCCCAUCAUCAAGUCAGGGCGCACAGUCGGCAGGGGAAAUGGGGAUUCUUAGGCACGCCCGGCACACGGCUUGGGAGGCCACACACGCUCUAGUUCACCCCUACUUCCUCUAGUCUUGCCAACGUCCAUGUCCUAAUUUCUUUGUUCUCAAAACUCCUUCGAACCUCAUCACCUUUUCCCAAUCCUCCCAGCUCCCUUCGCCAAUCUCACACAUAGUCGCAGUUGCUGGCCCUCAUUUGCUUGCGACUGCCACCUUAAUAUUCGCGUCUCCAUCGCCCCGUCUAUCCUUACCAUGCCUCGCGCUCACGGCUAGACGACUUCAACUGGAGACGUCAAGCGGUCACUUUUCCCCCUGUGCCCUGCCGGUCCUUUGACUCGACACACAUCGUGGAAAUUCUUCGCCUCUGAACUGCUAUCCCCUAAAUCCACCUACCUUGACUCCGUUGGCCGAGCGACUGAACUGCUCUCUUUCGAAAGUCGAAAAUCUGUUCUGGAUCAGGGGGUCCACAUCCCUGUCUCCAUCCUCUUUGCGACUUUCAGACGCCAGCCCUCCUGCGCAGUCUUGUGUCUCUGAAAUACAGCCUUCUGCAGCCCACGCUCGUCAACUCCGCCUCCGACGGUCAUCCGUUGCUUCUGCCACCGGCGGGAGAUAUAAAGCACUCGAAAAUUAGGAAUAUAAAACUCGGUCGGACGGUUACAACAAGGUUGUCGCGGAGUGUUUGGGCUUGAAACAACGUCAAGAUACACCCUUCAACAGUAUCUGUUUGCAAAAUGGCAACCUUCUCAAACGCUCCAGAAGGCUUCUACGAUGACCUCUCUGGCACGUCGCCAAGAGCGUUUCGCAACCCACCGCUAAAUCGCCAGAACAACAGGAAUGAUGGCUAUGGAACAGUGGGCUCCUCUAUGUUUGGAACUGAAGGUUCUGUGCCGACUAUGCGAUUCGAUAACGUGCGAGAUGGAUUUGGUGGACCAAUGCAGAACCAGGGGGUCGGGAAUGUUCAUUUCCCCUACGAUCCAGGCGCGGCUCAAACCUGGGGCACUAACGGCGGCCCCUUGCAAUCCUUCAGCGGCAAUCUGGGAACCAUGCCUCAUAAUUCGAACUACGGCCCAGCACGAAGUGUAAAACCGAGUCGAGGCCGCAUGGGUCUUUCAAACCAGCUUUGGGGCGAACAGCCUGCCCAAAUGCAACAGCCGCAUCCGACAAUGGGCGGCCAUCGGCCAGGAGUCCAAGCUCGAAACGACCAUCAUGAGGACGACGACGAGUUGAUCCCUACAGCUAUCGUCAUCAAGAAUAUUCCUUUUGCUGUGAAGAAGGAGCAGCUUGUUCAACUCAUGGUUGACAUGAACCUGCCCCUCCCCUACGCAUUCAAUUAUCACUUUGAUAAUGGGGUAUUCCGCGGUCUUGCCUUUGCCAACUUCACCUCUCCGCAAGAGACCGAGCAAGUCAUUCAAGCACUCAACCAUAUGGAUCUCAGUGGCCGCAAAUUGCGCGUGGAAUAUAAGAAAAUGCUUCCCCUUGCGGAACGAGAGCGAAUUGAGAGGGAGAAGCGUGAGCGGCGGGGCCAACUUGAGGAGCAACAUCGCCCAAUACCACAAGGUCAACUGCACAACCAAGUUUCAUUGUCAUCUAUCUCGCGAAACACUCCGUCACCAUUAUCACACCGUGGUGCAAAGCCUGAUGUUGACAUGAAUGAUCCCAAGACAUUAGAGUUCUAUACUGAGAUGACUCUUUUUAAGCGCGACCCCUCGCGCGAAGUCCUUAUCUUCCCACCAACCUUGGAACCUCACCACCGUCGUAUUGUCCAUACUCUCGCUCAUCAUAUGGGCUUGAUGCAUACUUCCCGAGGCACUGGAGAUCAGCGACAAGUCCACAUCCAUCGAUCGGUCCCGGGCAACAACGUCAGUCCUCCUACUUUAUCCGGGGGAUUUGGUGCAAAUGACAAUUUGCGACAAAACCUGGGCAGAUCAUCUACAGCUGAUUUCAGCGAGGGAAGACAGUAUAACGGCCCGUCCUUCAACACUUUGCGAGGCCAGUCGUCUGUUGGUCUGCUGGACGUCAUGGACUCAAAUGCUUUCGGACGUGCAGCGGACAACAACCUCCGCAAUGCAAAAUCGUUUGCCGACCUCCGUUCCUGGAGCCCUUCGCCCGUCCCCUCGUCUGCCAGCUUCCCGGCCGCCCUGCAAACCAACGGCGCUCGUCUUCAGGCUCUCAAUGAUACAGCCAGUUCCACCACUCCGAAUUUGCCAUCCACCGGUGUGCCUUCGGCGCAAUCUUCCAAUAGAGACGAGCCAUUCCUCAUUUCCUCCUUCUCAAAUCUGUCCAUGAGCAACAACGGGGGCUCUCAGACCAGUCCCAGACGCCAACGAAGCUUUUUCGGAAACGGACCGGAAUGGAGUGACAAUCAGAACACAUACCAGCCUACUGCUCCCAUUGGCAGCAAGAGAACCGUCAGUAUUGGACCGGAAAACUCAGCUCAGAAUGCCAACCCGAUGCGCCAGGCUCGGGGACCCAACCCAAGCAAUACUGUUGGGUUUCGCAGACAGAAUGGACGGGGUAGCGAUGAGUUGAGGGCCGGGGCCUCAGCCAUUGCCGAAUAAAGAGAGACCAGAUACCCCCACCCCUUUGAUGACGCUCCUGCAGAGCAAUGACGAUUCAAUGAACCACGAACGAUACGAACCAGCCCCCCUUACCUGGAAACAAAAGUUAGACGCAUAGGGCAGCUACAUGACUGCAUGAUUGGACUACAGAAAAAGAAUGUUGUAACGACCUGACAAGCCAUGCAUGUGGUGCGGCUUGCAGCAUGUUUUUAAUGAGUCCCAAGAAGAACGAUUGAAAGUGGUUUGUACAAUUUGAACUUUGAAGUCGGAGACGGCGGUGCAUCCUGGGUGUUGUUGCGGAGGGUCUCCGUGGAGGCACUUCUGAUGAGAGACAUGGUCGUGUUAGUUGCUUUUCUCAUUUAUUGUGUGCAUUUGAUAUGGUCUGGAGCUCAGGCUGCUGUUGUGAUGGCCGGAGAGACUGGUGCUGAUGUAUGAGAUACACUCGUUCUACUAGUAAUAGCUGGCAGAGCUUUUAGGGGAUCUGCACGUAAUAUCAAGGUAUAUGUCGUCUUUAUCCAG